This is a messenger RNA of Hirundo rustica (Barn swallow), 2138 nucleotides long. RefSeq names its product adenosine deaminase domain-containing protein 1-like. Gene Ontology annotation, biological process: adenosine to inosine editing; RNA processing. The record is from RefSeq and is a predicted model, not a curated record. Gene Ontology annotation, molecular function: double-stranded RNA binding; tRNA-specific adenosine deaminase activity; double-stranded RNA adenosine deaminase activity. The transcript is spliced from 12 exons. Lineage: Eukaryota; Metazoa; Chordata; Aves; Passeriformes; Hirundinidae. The coding region runs from base 271 to 1974 and encodes 567 amino acids. Gene Ontology annotation, cellular component: cytoplasm; nucleolus.
CUCAGGCACAGCUGCGGCUUCGCGCCUCGGCCGCGCCCCUCACGAAUUUGCUGGAAGGGCUGUGUGGGGCCGCCCCCGGCUCUAAAGGGCCGGCGGGCAGAGGCGGGAGGGGCUGCUGGGCUCUCGGAGGCCAUCGCCUCAGGGCGGCUCGCACCUCCCCGGCUCCUCCACCUUCGUGCGGCCUCAGGCGUGCUGCGCCUGCCCGCCGAGUGUGAGCGCUGAGGAGCCGUCCCCAGUUUGGCGAGGGCAGCAGGUGCAGGUCGGUCGGAAAUGGCGAGCAGCAAUGGCUGCUUGGAGCGUGCAGCAGUGCUCGCCUUCGACAACGCACCUGAGAAGAUUUUGCUGCCCGAGGUUCUCAGACAGCCAAUUUCAAAGGGUUUCUCCGAGCCUGUGACUGCACGGCUGAAUCCUCUGCCUUCUAUGAGGUGCAGUGAACCAGGAGUGAUGAAAAAUCCAGGAGCAGACACCACCACGUUUUCAGCCUUUCCCUCACAGAAAGACCUGGAUUUGAUGGAAAGAUACAAACAGGGAGUAAUAGACCCAGUAUCUGCCUUGCAUAUGUUUGCCAAAAUGCAUCACCUGCAGCUUCAGUUAAAGGAAACGAGUGUGGCAGGUGAUGUCAUAAGGCCUUACUUUGCUUUUUGUGCUGUGAUAAAUGGUGUUUGCUACAAGAUUGGGCUGGGAAAGAACAAGAAGGCAUCUAAAUUAAAUGCAGCUAAACUGGCUCUUGCUGAGCUACUUAACUUGGAGAACACAGAGGCAAAGUCUUUUGAAGAUUCAGAUUUUCCCUGUGUGCCUGCUGAGCUCCGACCUCCAGCAAACUCUGCUUGUGUUUCGAGGACUGGAGGAGAACAUACCUAUCAAAAACUCUCACAAACACUUGAGGAGGUGUUUAACCACCUGACUGCCCAGCACCCCAAGUACCAAAGCUGUGGCAGUUCCCUGGCUGCCUUCAUCAUUGAAAAGGGUGGGCAGCACGAAGUGGUAGCUCUGGGGACAGGAGAAUGCAACUACAGCCGGCGCUUCGAGUCCUGUGGGAGGCUCUUGCAUGACAGCCAUGCCAUUGUGACUGCCAGGCGUUCCCUGCUCAGAUAUUUGUACAGGCAUCUUUUGCUGUUCUAUAACAAAAAUCCUGCCAAGGCAGCGAGAUCCAUAUUUUGCACAGCACCAGGCUCGAAGCUGCUUACCUUAAAGCAAAAUAUAACUCUCUCUCUCUACAUGAACCAGCUUCCAAAAGGAACUGCUCAGUUAAAAUCAGAGGUACAUCUCGGUCCCCACUCCAUAUCUGCUUACGAAGCCAGUGAAGAGCUGAGUCUGCACGUUGCUCUGGAAGGCAGGAUUUACCUGGCUGUUUGCUGUCCCCCCAAGACUGUCAGGGUGAGCAGCAUGUCAGCUGGUGACAAACUGACCAAGUGGGAAGUGGUUGGUCUGCAGGGAGCCUUGCUGAGCCACUUCAUCGAGCCCGUGUACAUCAGCAACAUUCUUGUAGGAAAUGGAAGUUGUAAGGAUACAAAAGGACUGGACAUAACCAUAAAGCAGCGUCUUGAUGAUGAACUUACUUCAGAGCUUCCCGUGCCUUACCUGGUCAACAGAUCUCAUAUUUACUUGGUGAAAGCUGCGCUGCCGAUCCAAACAGAUUUGAACCAGUGGUCGCUUAGUUUGAAUUGGACAUUGUCAGAUGCAUCCCUGGAGGUUGUGGAUGGAUUAAGUGGGAAAACCACUGAAAGCUCCCCAUUCCGCAGUGGCACGUGCCUGGCCAGCCGCCUGUGCAAGGCUGCCAUGUUCAGCCGCUUCAGGAUGCUCUCCAGGGAAGCGGGACAGGAUGAUCUGCUCCAGUUUGCAACAUACCACGAGGCAAAGAUUAAAUCUCAGUUGUACCAAGAAGCUAAAAGCUUGAUGCAGAGCUACUUAGAGCAACACAGUUACGGAUCAUGGAUUGUGAAGUCUCCACAUAUUGAGCAGUUCAGUGAUUGAUGGAGGUGGAUUGACUGUUAAGUCUGUUUGAAUGAUUGUUUCAGUAAAUAGAGUUCUGAGUAGUAAAAUGUUCAACUUUAAGUUUGUAGUUAGAGGAAGAAAACAAAUCCAGAACUGCUUCUUUUCAGUUUAAAUGCACUUAAUAAACCACCUGUAACAAUUCA